Messenger RNA from Oreochromis aureus, 937 nucleotides. Its product is annotated as DNA-directed RNA polymerase III subunit RPC1-like. The coding region runs from base 1 to 744 and encodes 247 amino acids. Gene Ontology annotation, molecular function: DNA-directed RNA polymerase activity; DNA binding. Gene Ontology annotation, biological process: DNA-templated transcription. The record is from RefSeq and is a predicted model, not a curated record. Lineage: Eukaryota; Metazoa; Chordata; Actinopteri; Cichliformes; Cichlidae. The transcript has 6 exons.
AUGAAAUCUGCUGAGCAGAUGCGGCAGCAGGCCCACAUCCAGGUGGUCAGUAAAAAUCUCUACAGCCAGGACACCAAACACACUCCACUGGCCUAUGGAGUGUUGGACCACCGUAUGGGCACCAGUGAGAAAGACAGACCGUGCCUGACAUGUGGGAAGAAUCUGGCAGAUUGUUUAGGACAUUAUGGCUACCUGGAUCUUGAGCUGCCCUGUUUUCAUGUUGGUUAUUUCAAAGCCACGAUAGGAAUCUUACAGAUGAUUUGUAAGACAUGUUCAAGGAUGAUGCUGACGAAAGAAGAGAAGCUGCAGUUCAUGGAUUACUUGAAACGGCCUAACCUGGCCUAUCUCCAGAAACGUGGGCUGAAGAAGAAAAUCUCUGAUAAAUGCCGCAAAAGGACAGUCUGUCUAAAUUGUUCUGCUUUCAAUGGACCAGUCAAAAAGUGUGGCCUACUUAAGAUCAUCCAUGAGAAGUAUAAAAAAGAAAACCUGAAUCCUCUAGUCGUGCUGAACCUGUUCAGGAGGAUUCCUGAAGAGGACAUCCCUCUGCUGCUGAUGAACCCCGAAGCAGGGAAACCCGCAGACCUUAUCAUCACCCGUCUCCUCGUGCCUCCUCUUUGCAUCCGACCGUCUGUUGUCAGCGACCUUAAGUCUGGCACCAAUGAAGACGACCUCACUAUGAAGCUAACAGAGAUAAUCUUCCUUAAUGAUGUCAUUAAAAAGAGUGAGAAUUCCCCUCAUCCAUAGGGCACAAGGGUCACUGAAGAAUAUGAAAAUGGUGUGAAUCACACGUGUGCAGUCACAACAUUUCAAUCCAAAUGAUGUAAAAUUGCAGAGAGACUAGGGCUGCACGAUUUUUUUGCUUAGAAUUGAGAUCACGAUUCUCUCACGAUUUUCUUUUCCAGUAUAAAUAUUUAUUGCACUUAUUAACUGCACAUCA